ACUCUGUCUCCGUACUCUCUUCCAACUCCCAAGCUCCGAAACGACGCUAGUGUCAAUCAGAUGCUGCAUCAAGUCCAUCGAGGCUGUGCACGUCUGCUUUCCUCCAUCGAACUCUCGCGUAACCCAUUUUUCCACCACGGAGCUAUACCCUCCCUUUCCAUUCCUAUCCACACCCCCGCCUGUUACGUCGCAAGCUAACCCACUGGAACCACGGGUUUGUGGCUGGAAACACCCCCGCCCAAUUCUCCAUUUGACUUCCCUCGACUGUGUUCGAAGCUUGGCUCAUCAACGAAACCAAGGAUAUGUCUUCCGUCGGGUUUCGCUCGCAAGUGCGGAGCCAUAGCUUCGGUCUCACCAGGAAAAUGAGUUCCUCCGGCAAUGGUCGUGCGGAGGCUGGUGAACGUACCGCGCUGUUGGGUCAUAUCGGUCACUCCUCGUCAUUCUCCGGCCUGGCGCCGCAUGAGCAGAUUGAGCAUGGUGGUCAUCACCAUCAUCCCAAGGAUAAUCGCGUUUGGGUCCGCUGGCCUAUGCAUGUCGUGCGUUUGACCUGGUUGACUCUGGUCCGCGAUUAUGUCAAUCUUCUUUUGGUGGUCGUGCCCUUGGGUAUCGCUGCUGGGGCACUCGGUUGGGAUCCGAGUGCCAUCUUUGUGUUGAAUUUCUUUGCCAUUAUUCCGCUUGCGUCCCUGCUGAGCUUUGCGACGGAAGAGUUGGCUGCGACGAUGGGCCAAGCUUUGGGUGGUUUGAUGAAUGCUACUUUUGGUAAUGCCGUUGAGUUGAUUGUCAGCAUCAUCGCCCUCAAGGAUAACCAGAUCCGUGUCGUCCAGGCCAGUAUGCUCGGUAGUAUCCUCUCCAAUAUCCUGUUGGUUCUGGGCUGCUGUUUCUUGGUGGGUGGUCUACGUCACCGCGAGCAAUCCUUCAAUAGCACCGUGGCCUCUACAAUGUCAUCCCUGAUGGCAGUGGCAUCUGCCUCGUUGAUUAUUCCGGCUACUCUCUGGGCGGCCCUGUCCAACUCCGAGCAAAGUGCACGCGAUAACAUCCUCAUCUUGUCCCACGGUACCGCUAUCAUCCUGCUUGUCAUCUAUGUGAUGUACCUCUGGUUCCAGCUCCGCUCCCACGCCGAUCUCUUCGAGGAAAGCAACAAUGCCGAGACUGGUCAAGGGGGCGAGGCAGAAGCAGAAGAGGAGGAGGAGCGUCUGCUGAACCCGGUGGCUGCUACCGUGGCCCUGAUCGUCGUGACUAUCCUGGUGGCCAUCUGCGCUGAUUACCUGGUCGGUAGCAUCGACAGCAUCGUGGAAAAGACCGGUAUGAGCAAGACUUUUAUCGGUCUGGUGCUGAUUCCCAUCGUUGGCAAUGCCGCCGAGCACGUCACUGCGGUGGUGGUUGCGUACAAAGAUAAGAUGGAUCUCGCGAUCGGAGUUGCUAUUGGCAGCAGCUUGCAGAUUGCCCUCUUUGUCACUCCCUUCCUGGUCAUCCUGGGCUGGAUCAUGGGUAUUGAGAUGACUCUGCACUUCCAGACCUUUGAGACCGUCGCUUUCUUCAUUUCCGGACUGGUGGUGACUCUCCUGAUUCAGGAUGGCAAGUCGAACUACCUGGAGGGUGGCAUGUGCCUGGGAAUGUAUCUCAUUCUCGCCCUGGCAUUCUAUGUCUACCCCGAUGAUGUCAACGAGGGAGCUGGCGGCAUCUUCAGCAAGCUCGUCAAUUGAGCUGGGCUUUACAUAUCUACAAAAUCGGAAGAACUCUCUUCGUGAAUACUCGGUCGUUACUCCUCUCUUUUACCUACUUGACUAUCAGUCUUCAGUCAUAGUGGGAUUAUGUCCUUAUAUCUUCUGCGCACUCAGCUAGCUGGUCUCUUCGUUGCGUCUCCUGUGGCCCACCCACCUGUUUUCCUUUACUCUGUUCAAAAACCUUCCAAAUUCAUGCGUCCAUAGGUUCUCCUCAAUGCAACUGUCAUUUACCUUAAUCCGGGUGCUCUGCCCACGUGCUCAUUCACCAGAUCUGUUCCUGGAAAAGGCU
This is a messenger RNA of Penicillium brasilianum, 2013 nucleotides long. NCBI's taxonomy places the organism in Eukaryota, Fungi, Ascomycota, Eurotiomycetes, Eurotiales, Aspergillaceae. The record is from the annotation of a GenBank genome assembly.